This is a messenger RNA of Biomphalaria glabrata, 7508 nucleotides long. RefSeq names its product diacylglycerol lipase-alpha-like. The record is from RefSeq and is a predicted model, not a curated record. Gene Ontology annotation, biological process: lipid metabolic process. Lineage: Eukaryota; Metazoa; Mollusca; Gastropoda; Planorbidae. Bases 391 to 4140 code for a protein of 1249 amino acids. Gene Ontology annotation, cellular component: dendrite membrane; postsynaptic membrane. The transcript is spliced from 20 exons.
CGGGGAAACACAUAGACUAAUAUUCGUGCUAUUCCGAACCACAGUAGAAGACAGUGUUGUGUAAGCUAGCAGACAAUCGCUUUAGUAUUUCCUGGAUUAAUCGUAAACAAUGUGGAAUUUACGCUAAAGAAAAAAACAUUGUGUUAGUGUGUUUGUGUAGAUUAUACUGUUACUGUAGCAGAUUUCUAUAUGGUUAUGGAAUAAUAAAAUCAGUCUAGUGUUCACUUCUACGUCAUUACUAGACCUUUGAAAUUGUACAUUUGUUUUUCACAUGGCAAUUGGUUGAUUGUGAUUGUGCAUUAUUAUUAUGAGUAUAAUUAUAUUCAAUGUGUUUUCAAACCAAUAACCUAGGAUUACAGCCAUAGGCCAGGCUUUAUUACUAAUUCUACAAUGCCGGGAGUGGUUGUUUUUGGGAGAAGAUGGUCCAUUGGAUCAGACGAUUUGGUGGUGCCUAUGAUUUUUAUGAUUGUAGUACAUUCAGCUUGGCUUAUGGCUCUCGGGAUUGUGAGAGGGAUCGUUGAUUUCACGUCUCCAGAAGAGUGCACCGUCAAUUUGCGUGACCUCAUCCUGGGCUACAUAAUCAUUGUUUCCUUCUGCAUCAUUCUCGAGGUGUGCAUCGCGUUUGUUAGCACCAGAGGAAGUAUACUCACGCAGACACCGAGAGCUAGCAUAGAGUACUUGUUGUAUGGACGAUACGUGGUUGGCCUGGUAGAAUUAGCCUGGCUCAUUCUCGGUGCAGUCUGGGCCAGCAAACACUACACUACAUGUUCUCCAGACAGCGCCAAGAAAACAUUACUCGGAGUCAUGAUCUGCGAUUGGUUACUGAUACUUCUACUAGUCAUCUCCAUGUGGUGUUCUUUCGACUCGGCUGGCAGGAAGUGGGUGAAGAUGAAAAAAUUUCAAGACAGCAUGAAGGAGCGAAGAAACACGGACCGCCGCAGGGGACAGAACAAAAGGCAGUCUGGGAGCAGGAGAAAUUGGAGACAAAGAUCAAAAACUAUACGAGACUUUUUCUAUAGAAGAAUGCAGAGAAAAGCUUUCAGAGCGUACGAAGAGAGUUGGGACAGACGUUUACAAUUGCUCUGCUGCUGUGUAGAGAGGAAAGCCGCCACCAAGAACUCUAUGAGCGAGAUAGCCUCCCUUUUUACUGAUUUCUUCCGAGACCUUGAUGUAGUGCCGUCAGACAUAAUUGCUGGUCUUGUGCUGCUCAGGAAACACCAACAACAAAGAAUGAACUCCAUUAUAUCCCAGGGAGACAACGAUGUGUAUCAGUUUUUGUCUGGCGUUCCUAUCAACCCUCAGACUAAGUUCCUCCAGCUGAGCCAGCCAGAUGUUAUGGAAAACUUCCAGAAAGUCAUCCAUUAUAUGAGAUUUGCUCUGGCUGUGUACGGGUGGCCAAUCUUUGUCAAGAUGCAUCCAGCAACUUGGUGUUGUAGACUGAUGCCACUGCUUGGUUGUUGCUGCUGUAAGAAAGCUCCCAAAGCUGAGAUCGUAGAUGACAAUUGUUGUAUGUGUAACUUUAGUACUGCCAAGUCCACCAGCGGUCUAGAAAAUUUGGAUGUAGUCUACUGCACGUAUCAUGUAGCUAUUGGCGAAACUCCAUUUUUUGUUGCAUUAGAUCAUGAAAAUAAAAAGGUUGUUGUAGCUAUCCGUGGAACAUUGUCACUUCAGGAUGUACUGACAGAUCUCCAGGCUGAGCCUGAAACAUUACCACUCGCUUCCCCUAAAGAUGACUGGCAAGGACAUAAAGGUAUGAUUCAAGCUGCAGUUUAUAUCAAGAAGAAGUUAGUGGAGGAUGGAAUACUACAGUUAGCCUGGGAAAGAGAUGAGGCUUUGACUAAAAGCUCAGACUGGCUGAGAGCGGAAAGAGAUACUUCUAAGUAUGACCUGGUGCUGGUAGGACAUUCACUUGGUGCUGGAACUGCUGCCAUCUUAGCCAUUCUCCUACAUGCUGAUUACCCAAACCUUCACUGCUAUGCUUACAGUCCUCCCGGUGGUUUGUUAACGCUACCAUGUGUUGAAGAAACCAAGUCAUUUAUUACCUCUGUUGUUGUUGGCAAAGAUUGUGUGCCUAGAAUUGGUUUGCCUCAACUGGAAAUGUUAAGAGCUGAUAUUUUAAAUCAAAUCAAAAACAGUUCAGAAUCUAAGUGGAAGAUUAUCACUGAAGGCUUGAUGUGCUGUAAACAGCAUUCUGAAAGCAGCACAACCAAGGAAAUGUUGUCCCGUGAUGUGACUGCCCAUCCCAGCAACUCCGCCAUUGGUCUCUCUGCCCACUUACCACUGUACCCACCAGGUCAGAUGAUCCAUGUGGUGAGGAGCCAUCUUACUGACAAGAAGACUCGAGGUUUUUGUGAUGACUCCAAUUUUAUCUACCAAGCUAUAUGGGCUAACAAUGGAGACUUUGAUGAAGUGCUUGUAUCUCCUACCAUGUUAAAUGAUCACAUGGCAGAUAGAGUACUAGAGGCUUUAGAAAAGGUUGUGUUGAAAGUGGCACCAGAGAAACCUGUUCACACUCUGACCGAAGAAGAGCGUCGUGAAAUGCUCAACCAUCCAUCAGUAUCUUCUCUGGCCACACCUAGUGAUAUUUUGUUGAGCAAUGCCAUCAACUCAUCUGACAUCCAGAACACUAGGGGCUCUGAGGACAGCAACCUGAAUGGUGAAGUUUUCUUAGAAGAGGUGGAUGACUCCAUAUUGUUUGGUCUGCCUAAGAGUGAUACUGAGGAGCUUGUGCGUGCACCCCUGGCCAGUCCAGAAACCUUGUCUAUGGCUUCUGGGGUGGCAGUGUUCUCACCUAGCUCUAGCAUCAUCGGAAAAGACAAUCUCAAGCACGCUUUGCACAAGUGUGCCGAGAAAUCUCUGAGCAACACCAAUGAGGCCAUCCUGGAGAAUGAGUUUAAUGUUAACCAAAGAGCUCAGAGAAGUGUUUCUCAGAGGGGUAAUAGUUCUCCUCUUGCUAGGUUGGCAAAAAAGACAAGCUCCGAGUCGAACUCCCAAGACAGCCAAACUUCAUCUUGUAAUGAGCCUGAUGCCUAUCAUGUCAAACUUAGAUCUGGAAAUACCAUCAGUGUCAAGGCUGAAGUUGUGAACGAAAUGAUCAGGCAAAACAGCAAGUCACCGUCACCUUCACGUGCUGUGGUUGACAAUUCCAAGUCUAGUGCAGUGCUGGAGCCAUCGUCUCACACUCACUUUGUCAGUCCGUCUCACUCUAAACUAAUUACCUCUGACAUGUCUCAGCAGUCAUCUAGCCUUGAGCUUGACGCAGUCGAGCCCACCAAUCAUAAGCCUAAUACUAUUCAUUUUAUUACUGGCUCGGAAAACCAUGAAGAAAACAGAAAAGAUAAUGUGGUGUCCAACGAUGUUUACUCUAGGCAUUCUCCUUCUGAAUCGAACCAGCAUGAGUAUGGUCACCCUAAUGUGUACUACUCCCAAGCAGGCAUUGGCUACCCACACAACGCCUUCCAUCUUCCCUUGCGCUUCAAUUCAUUCCCUUUAGAGAACAACUUGCAUGCGGAAGGUGAAAGUGUGGACAGUGAUAGUAGGCCAUUAAUUAAUCAUCAAGGGAAUGAAGAUGAAGGCAAUGACAUUGCUAAUGGUCAGGUCAAAGGUCAGUCUGCUCAGAAACGGCCUUUCAUGCAUGCCGAAUCAGAAUCCAGUCUUCUUUCCAAGAACAAACUUGUCCCUAGAAUGAGGCGAUCAGCCGAGCAGGGUGAUAUUGCAAAUCUCUGUGAUGCACUGGAAGUGUUUGAAUCUGAAGAAGAUAAGUCGAGGCUGUUCUACUCUUCCUUAGCCCUUCAAGAAGAGACUCCGGAGGAAGUGCUCUCAGCUGAGAAAGACGAGGUGCCAGUCUCCCUGUUACAUCCCCCUGCUUUAAAACAAGGUAAAGUCAACAAACAGUCUGUUUCUUUCGGAGAUAGUGUUGUCAUUUCUUCAGGCAAUGAGGAUGGAUAUUCCCUUUCCGACACAGACAGUAAAGAACUGUCAUCCCCCAGUGCCGAUGGUGAUAGUCAUUCUUUAAGUAGACACAGUCCUGUUUUCAAGAACCCUUCCAAAGAAACACUCAACAAUUCUGCUCAAUUUGAUGUAGCUAGUAUGAAUUUUUUAGAUAAUCAAUCUUUGUCAUUACAAGAAACUCAUUUGUGAUUGAUUGUGUUUAUCAUUUUUGAUAUUUAGUUAUUGUCUGUCUUUAGUUUUUUGUCGGUAUACUUGCAUUGAAUAGAUCUGUUUGUUGAAAAUGUAAUUCAUAUACUGUUAGAUAUUUCAAUCUAAGAUCUUGUAGAGAACAAUCUUCUCUGUAAGUCAACGUAGAAGUGAUGUGAGAAAGUAUUGACAUAGUGGUGCAGAUUAGUUUUUUAUUUUUUACUUCACUUUCAAAACUUUUAAGUGAGAACGAAGAAGUUGAUUUAAAAACUGUGAUAAAAAGAAUCUUAUGAAAAGACAAGAAACGCAUGACCUGAUUUCAGUUAUUAUCAUUUGGAAUGAACCAUUUUGUAAGGUGUAUUUUGUCAUGAAUAAUUUGUUUACAUUAUUUUUAGUAUACCCUUGUAAAGAUUAAACAAAAUAAAAAAAAAAACGACUCAUAAUUCUUCAUUAAGUCGUAAACUUGAGUCCAAAUAUAGUCCAGUUUGUUUUUAGUCUUUGUUGUCAUAGAGACUAUUCCAUGCCAUUGUAAAUGAAGCAGAAAGUCAUUUUUCACUGAGGCUUUGAUCUAGAAUGUCUGUGUGCAGCAUUGAAUAGAACAUUCACGUUGAAACUAUCAACACCCUUCUUUGUGUUCUGUAAUUUGAGUAUGUUUCUUUAGAUAUGUUUUUUUGUUUUAAUUUAAAAGUUGAACACUACAUAUAGUCAGACUGUGCUGUGAUGACUUUAUUUAUCACCUGGACAGUUAGUUUCUGUAUUAGUGAUUAAGAGAUUUAGCCUUAGUCUUGCUAAAUGAAGUGAUUGAUUGACAUAGCAUUAGACAUGAUAGAUGAAAUGAAUUGACUGAUUUAAUAUUAGUCGUGCUAGAUGAAGUGAUUGUUUAGUCUUAAUAGCUUGAAGUGAUUGAUUGCUUUAAUGUUGCAUUGGUCUUGCUAGGUGAAUUGAUUGAUUAAUUUAAUAUUAAUCUGAUUAGGUGAUUGAUUGAUUUAGCAUUAGUCUUGCUAGAUGAAGUAAUGGAUUUAUUUAAUAUUAGUUUUGCUAGAUGGAGUGAUUGAUUGAUUUAGCAUUAGUCUUGCAGAGGAAUGGAAGUCAAGUGUAGAAAACUGUUCUGUAGAAUGUGAUGACCUUAUUUCAUUGUAAUAAUGUUGUGCCAUUGAAAUUAUUAAACUAGAUGUAAACUGGACAGUGCUGAAUUAUACAAGGGAGACUAUUAGUACUGGACAUAAAUGGGGAGACAAUCUGUGAUAAAGAUCUUCUAUUUAAAUGUGUUUGAUUCUUAUAUUUAUUAUUAUCAAUUUUUUGUACUCUACUUCAGUAUUGUAAUGACAUUGUUUACUUUCAUUUAUCUGUAUUUAUUGGGCUUUGUUUCUGUGAGAUUAUACAGUUUCUAUUGUACCGGUAUAUUUAUAUACUGUAAAUAUGGCUUGGAAAUUUUAUGUUAUGUCUAGCUUGGACUUUGAUUUGCUGCCUCUCUGCCUAAUUUAUAUAUCAUAUUACUUGACAGUUUGUUAUUUAAACUAUACAUUCUUUCCUUUUUAUACUAGGUCGCUUUACAAUCACUGACAUUUUAUUCUAAGUAAUAUUUACUUUGACUUGCUGUAUAUAUUGUAGAGCCUUUUAUUUCUUGUAUGUGCCAUAAGUAUAUCAUUUGUCAAGUUAUGAUUUUGUCUGUUACUCAGUCUAUAAAUCAUUGUUCUUUCUUGAGUUCCUAGUCAUGAGAAGGUGACAAAGAUGUAUAUUUUUUUUAUAGUUUUCACAACCCUCAGCUUUAACAUAUCAGUCUAGGUCUUUAAUUUAAAUUUCCUAGUGUUUUAAACUGUAUGUCUUAGCUUGUGUUCAUUUAAUUUAAGUUGCCAAAAAAACCCACUAAUAUUGAUCAUUCUAAUAAAAAAGGUCUAUCCAAUGAUAGUUUAGCAAUGUAAUUGGUAUGAUAAUUUGAAGAUAUAAGUGUCCCAAGUUGAUUUGAUAAAGAUCUAUAGUAGACCAAUUCCAUGUGCAAUGUUGACAUCCCAGAAUUUAAUAAUUUAUACACGCAAACGGUCAUUAACUUUUACGCCAUGACCCCUAAGUCUACCAUAGUUUUAAUGGGUUAUAAAUUAUUUUUUAUAGGUUAGGACCUGUAAUUAAUUAGAACAAGAAGUCUGACAUUGAAAAAAAAAAAAAGGCUCAUAAUAUUGGGUAAAAGUAAGGAGCUCACACAUUUAAAUGGUGAUGUCUUUUUAUUGCAAGACUGUUUUCAUCUAGAUGAGAGAACAAAUCAUCUUAUGUUUUAUUGAUCAAAGAGAUUAGCUCUGUGCUGUGGGUAAACUGUCAGAAAUGAUGGCUACACAGGAUAAAAAUGAUUUAUGGACACGGAUUUACUAAAUACACUAAGUCCCCCCCCCCCAUUUUUUAAAAAUUAUUUUGCUUUUAACAUAGUAUUUUAAAAUGAAUAAUUCUUUCCUACAGCCUUUAACAUUUUUACCCAGAAAAAUCAUAAAACUAACCUCCCUCCCUAUUAUUUGUUCUUAGCAAUGUCCUGAUUUACAGUUUCUGGGAUACAGAGUACAACACUUAAAAUAUACUCAGAAGAGAGCCUUCUAUUUUAAAGUUGUAUGAAAAAGACUAAAAGAAUCUAUAUCAAGAUUUAUUUUCCUUCAGUGACAACUCUGAAGAGACUUUAAAAAUGGCUUUUUGAUUAUUAAACAGUAAUUUAAAACUUUGGAAUAUUGGAAAAUGUUUUAUUUUAAAUUAUUUAUAUUACAGACAAAUGAAACGAAAAAUAAUUUAUUAGACUUUUUAUGUUGUUAUUUAUGUGUUAGUUCAAGAAUCUCUUGUGCAAUAUUACCAAUUUAUUUUAAGUUUUAACUUCUUUAAGCUUUUGUUCAUGAUAUUUUUAUCAAUCAAGUAUGUAAUAGUUCAUUUUCUAUUUUUGUUUCUGACUUUAUUUUACUUUUCUUUGUAGUACUGGGUAUUAUUUGUACUAUAUAUUUACCAUAUUUCAAAACUCUCAUUUUAUUCUUUUAUUUGUUCCUUUUUUGUUUUAAAUUUUAAAACACUUCAGCAUUUAGAAUAGAUUUGGUAUAGAUUUCUGAACUUAUAUAUUAAUUCCAUCAAACAAUAUAAUUACUAUUUAUGAUUUUUAUUAUCAAGAGAGCACCCAACUUGACUUAAAUAGAACAAGAAUUCUUUUUAGCUGCUUUCCGUUAACAUUACAUCGAUACUAACUCCUCGCUCUUUAAUUAUGUUGCUAACAAAAAAUAUAAUUAAAUAAUUAGUCCUGUGUUUUUAAUGAAUUGAAGGCAAAGAUAAUGAUUACAAUACAUAAAUAGAGAGCAAGCAUAUUGUGUAAAUACAUUUCAAAAGUUAAUAAAGCAUUUUUCUUUGACCUC